AUGUCUUGGUCGUUUUUCUUCAAGUCUCUUAAGAAUAUGGAUUCUGAAACCGAUACUGAUACGAUAUCAUUUUCGGAAGUUUCCAGGGAAAAUUAUAAGAGCCCUGAAAGUUCGGAUUGUGAAGGAUAUGCUACACCAUUGGCUUCCAGUCUAACCGAUAUCCCGCAGAGCCUCACAAUCGACGUGCCAGAAGAUACAAUGGAUUCUGGAGAGCGAACACCUGUGAGCACCCAGGCGAUUUCCCCACCGGUAGUCAAACAGAUCAUCUAUCUGCAGAAACCCAAAAUUCUUGUCAUGACGCAACGGGAAAUUGUGGACGAGAGCAGCGAGGAGGAGUUCUAUGAUGUUGAUGAUGUUCAGAUUCGUGACGUGGCACAGCAGUUGUUGAAUGGAGUGGAUGACGUCAUUGAUGAACGACCAGAUACACCAAUUGUGGAAGAGGAGUCUGAAACACACAUGGAAACUGAAGACAUGCUUACUGAGGAGGAAGAGGAGAGACUGACACCAAUUUUGGUCAAGGUGAUUUCUGAUUCUGAAGCUCUGAAUGAUACAGACCAAGGUCCAGAAAAUCAAGCAGACGUACUCCAAGAUUCAGAAAAUCAAGAAGCAGAUCAAGAAGAGCAUGAAAAACCCCAAGGAAAUCAGCAGAAAACACUAGAAGAUCCGGAAUUCCUUGAUGAAUUGGAAAUUGAAAUUGAGAUGGAAUCUGAAGAGGAACAAAAUCAAUUUUUGGAAGUGUUAACAUCAGAUGUCGAUCAGGGAAACGUUAUGGAUGUUUUGGAGCCUAUUGAAGCUUCAGCUAUAGUUUUGGAAAUGGAACCUGAGCUUCUUUCUGCUACUGAAGUCGAAGCCGAUAUUUCCGAAAUUGUUGAAGCUGCAGCUGAUCCAGCUUCAACUAAAGUUGACUCAGUGAGAAGCGCUUCAGAAGUCGAAGCUGUGCUACUACCCCCUGUAAAAAUUGCAGCCGAUAUUCCUGAAAAAGUGAAUCUUUCUUCUGAUGUUCCGGAGCUUGUGACCGAUCAGAAAGAAUCCCCUGAGCUUCCUAUCCAUACCAAACUUCCCGAACACCACGAAGCGGAAAUUCUCAAGACCGAUAAUGCACCAAUUGUUCACACAUCAUUUGAGACUUGUGACAACAGCAAUUCCGAAACUGCAAACAAUGUUAUCACCACCAGCGCCGAGUGUGUUCAUAAUAGCCAAACAGUGCCUGAGAAACAAGUUGGAGUUUUGGUGGAAAAGUUCGAGGAGCUAGCGAAAGGCGUCAGAGAUUCACUGGGACAAGCUGAAAAUGUUAAGAAGUGCUUCCAAGCUCUGGUUUUAACAGAUUUGAAGUUGGAAGAUAACUUGGAAGUCCAGCAGACUUUCCAAACUCCAGAAGUUGAAGACGUCGAGAAUGUUGUCCAGGAAAUUCAGGAGCCAAGCUCUCCAGUUUCAUUAGUCCCUGAUAGACCGGAACUUUGCCUUGAAGAAAUGCCAGAUUCGUUCUCUGAAAUUGUAGUUGCUCAAACACCAACAGCCUCCGAACAGCCGCCUACUAUCAACCAGGAAAUAGAAGCAGUCGUUAUUCUGAACGAGGUGAAAACGUCGUCUCCAUCUGAUGAUGACGUUCUCUCAACACAUAAACCAGUGAAAGUCGAUUUUGAUGGUUACUCAUCUGGAAGAGAAGAAAGCCUGUCCUCAUCGACGUCAUCAGAAAGUUUCGAGUUUGCCGAGCCGGUUUUUACAGUUCUCGACGAACACAAGCAAGCAUUACGGAACUCCAUUAUCGAGAGGUAUCCAUCUAACGAGACUGAUGAAGAUGAUUCGGAUAGCGUCGAUGAAUACGACGACGGACUGCUUGCAGUUCAACAGAUAUCUGCAGAAGUUGAACAGUUGGUCGCCGCUUGCAAUUCGUUUGGACGAGACGAAGAACAACAGAUGAGUGCCUAUCUCGUUGGUAAAAAGAUGGCCGCCGAGAAAAAGAGGAAAAGUGCGAUGGACAUGGCGGCGGUGACCUCCACCAACACUUGGUCGUCGUCGUGUCAUCAUGACCAAACCGUUCAGACGGACAACGAUUCGCUCAUUCUGGUCGACCGACACCUUCCGGAAGUGAUGGAGAGUCUUCAAGUGGAAAUUGAUAAACUUCAGGCCGACCUGGAUAAGGUUAAGAAUGGCGAGAAGGAACUCCUGAAAAUCAAUGCCAAGCUGAAGGAGGACCUUGAAGAGUCUCAACAAACUAUUGAUGGAAUCGAAGUUGAAGCUGAGCAGCAAUACACUGAACUCACUGGUGAAAUUGAUGAGCUUUGCGAAAUUGUGCAAAAGAAAGAUCAGGAGCUGGCAAUGCUCAAGGAGAGGAUUGCCAAUUUGUCAAUGAACGAGGCUAAUUUGAGGGAUGAUGUGGACACUCAAAGAAUGAUUGGACAACGGCAAAAGGAGAUUAUUGAGAGCUUGAGAGAGGAGUUGGAUACCAUCACUAAGAAACUGAGUGAUGUGACUAAACUCCGAGAUAAGGCGAUUGAAGAAGUCACAGUGCUCAAGAUGAAAAACAUGGAACGUGACCGAUUCCUAUCCAGAGAGGCUCAGAUGUCCAUGGAGAUUGAGGAUUUGCAGCGCGAGUUGAACAAACAAAAACUGAUCUUGAAUCAGACGAGUAUGGCAAAACUGGCAGAUACCUUCGAUAGAAAAGUUCUCCACCUUGAGAACGAGCUGCGGGAGAGAGAUAUGCUUAUUUGUAAGCAAAAUCAGAUCAUCAACAGUCAUCGAAAGUCGCCGACCGGAUCCGUUAUGACCAGUCGCAAAAUGCAACCACGUGCCUCGGUUCUUGCCGCUUCAGGGAAUUCUCCAAGCGCCGGAAGUAGUUCAGAAUCCUUCCAACAGGGAUUGGACGCUGAAUCCAAAGAAGCUCUAUUCAACUUUAUCAUGAGCAAUGAUCGUCACAACCAGUUGGCCAAUAUCUAUAAUAUCGGAAGGAUUUUGGAUUUGACACCACAGGAGGAGCGUACGCUAGAGAGGCAUCUGACAAAGGAUCGAUAUGUUGUCUGA
Caenorhabditis briggsae is the source of this 3021-nucleotide messenger RNA. NCBI's taxonomy places the organism in Eukaryota, Metazoa, Nematoda, Chromadorea, Rhabditida, Rhabditidae. The transcript has 11 exons. The record is from RefSeq and is a predicted model, not a curated record. The coding region runs from base 1 to 3021 and encodes 1006 amino acids.